This is a messenger RNA of Athene cunicularia (burrowing owl), 2286 nucleotides long. It is a transcript of the gene DTWD1, whose product is annotated as DTW domain containing 1. Bases 225 to 1151 code for a protein of 308 amino acids. Gene Ontology annotation, biological process: tRNA modification. Gene Ontology annotation, cellular component: nucleus. NCBI's taxonomy places the organism in Eukaryota, Metazoa, Chordata, Aves, Strigiformes, Strigidae. The transcript has 6 exons. Gene Ontology annotation, molecular function: tRNA-uridine aminocarboxypropyltransferase activity. The record is from RefSeq and is a predicted model, not a curated record.
UGCAAAAGGCAGUUUAUAACUACUACGGGCUUUGCAGGCUCCUGACUGUGGGUUGCUUUGAAGACCAAAGAGGACCCUGUGUGAACUAGUCAGAAGAGUUUCACUAAAACCGUGACUACGAAGCUCUUCACACAGCAAACUAAUUCUGUCUGGAUCGGGUGUGGGCCUGACGCAUUACUUAAGAGUACACAGUGAAAAUUUUAUGCCAGCUGCAGAGGUUAACCAUGUCUUCAAAUUCAUCUACACUUUUAAAUGAAGAAAACUCUCAAGGACCAAAAAGAAAUACUGAAUGUUUGGAAAGUCUGGAAUUGCAGACUGCAUCAUCAUUUCAAGAUAACCCACUUCAACAAUUACAGCUAGCAUCACAGGAAGUACUUGAAAAGGCAAAAAAGAGCGGGAGAUCAAAAUGCCCCCGAUGCAGUAGUUCAAGGAUGUUUUACUGUUACACAUGCUUUGUUCCUGUUGAAACUGUCCCUACCAAAGAAAUUCCGACUGUGAAGUUACCUUUGAAGAUUGACAUUAUUAAACACCCAAAUGAAACAGAUGGCAAAAGCACUGCUGUGCAUGCUAAGCUCCUGGCACCUGAUGAUGUUACAAUUUAUAAAUACCCCUGCAUUCCAGAAUAUGAAGAAAAAAGACAUGAAAUAGCGCUUAUAUUUCCUGGCCCCAAUUCAGUUUCAGUAAAAGAUAUUGCUUCCCAUCUCCAAAAGCACACUGAGAAAAAUGUUUGUGAUAAUGACGAUGACUGUUCCAGAGAGCCGUCUGUUAAGCAAGCAAAAAUAGAACCUAAAGAAGAAGAAAAAAGUAUAAAUAAACACAUCUCAAGCAACAAGAGUGAAGGCACUAGACUGAAGAAAAUAAUAUUUAUUGACAGUACCUGGAAUCAAACUAACAAAAUAAUAACUGAUGAACGACUUCAAGGGCUGCUGCAAAUUGAGUUGAAGACAAGGAAAACUUGCUUUUGGCGUCAUCAGAAGGGAAAGCCAGAUACAUACCUUUCCACAAUAGAAGCAAUUUAUUAUUUCCUUGUGGACUAUCAUCAGGAGAUUUUGAAAGAGAACUACAAAGGACAAUAUGAUAAUCUGCUUUUUUUCUUUUCAUUUAUGUACACAUUGAUUAAAAAUGCCAAGUGCUGUGCAGGAAAAGAGUAAGAUGUCUGCCUCUAGACCACUGGUGUUGCAAUAGAAUGUUUAGAAACACACCACAGAAGAGUGAGCAGAAGAGAAUGCUGCACACCAGUAUACUCAAGAUUGAGUCCUACUCGACCUGUGAUCCUGUGCGUUUCACUUCCCUUACCUUACCUGUAAAGUCACCUUCUGCCUCUGAAUAACAUGUCUCUACAUAUGAAACUGGGCCCAUAAGCCAGUUGAACUCAGCAUGAAAUCCAAAGGCUGAGUAUUAUUACUUCAAAGGUUCUGGUGGUAAAAUUUUCCAGCAGCAGGGAUAGAAGGGCUACACAGAAGUAUGUGUACAUGUGUAAAAAUCAAUAAAUACGUACCUCCCUCCUAGUGAUAAAUGCAUUAGGACAAAAGCCAAAGAUUUCUUUUAUGAUAUUUCUGUCUUAGAGAACAUAAAGAAGAAUCAAAGUGUGGUAUCAGAUUUUACAAAAUUAAAGAAUAAACGGUUGUAUGCACAGAGCAAAUAUAUACUUUAAUCAGAUACAGACAUAUAGCUGAUCCUGUUAAUGUACACAGAUGAAUAGUUUGACUGGGAAUUCAUCUGUUAAGUUUGGAUGCACUGUCCAGCACAAGUGCUGCAUUAUCCCUCCAAACAGUACUUUGGAAAAACAGAUAAUAUUUCAUACCUUUCCACCAUUCUGAAUAUUGCUGCUAACGAGUCUUAUGUCGUUCCUACUUGUCUCAAAGCAUCAUGUUUUCUUUGCAUCUCCAAGAAGCAGUGAAGUAUUAUCUGUUAAAAAAAAAGAAAAUUAAGCACAUCCAUCCAGGCUUAACAGGGCAUGCUGAGAGACACCAAAAGGGUAAACAAGGUUAUUCCAAAACAAUGAAAAAUUUAAAACAGCAAAGAAAAAUUUAGGGCCUUGAACUGCACAGAAACUGAGUCACCUGCACAGAGGAAAUGUCAUGGAUCCUGCUCCAUCAUUUGCUCAGCAGGGGAGGAAGGAGCAGGAGCACACCCACCCUGUACUAAGGAAAGUCUGCGCCUGGACACCUGGAGUGAACACGCACCUGUCUGAGCCUUGAUGGGAAACUCAUAUGAUACAUUAUGCAACAUGAUGUUUUCCUUGCUGUCUUUUAGUUACUUACUGGAGAAUAAAAUAAUCAAACC